Molecule: messenger RNA, 940 nt
Organism: Halteromyces radiatus
Lineage: Eukaryota; Fungi; Mucoromycota; Mucoromycetes; Mucorales; Cunninghamellaceae
Exons: 4
Coding region: 128-703 (191 amino acids)
Source: RefSeq, a predicted model, not a curated record
CUUUUUUUAUUUAUUUUUUUUUUCUUUAUAGAUUCUCUUUGUUACUUCACUUGAUUUGAACAUUAUUCAAACUGGCUAGCCAACAGAACAAUACCGAAGAAAAACAGGCUUGCUUGGCAACAAUACCAUGAAGCUUACGCCAAUGAUCCUGCUUACGCUGCUUAUUACCAACAAUAUCAUCAAGGUACAGAUCAACAAGCAUAUUAUAAUCAUUAUUAUCAACAACAAACAGGUUAUACAGCAGAACAACAAGCUGCUGCAGCAACUCAACAAGGAUACCAGUAUGAUUACAAUAGUGCUUACGGACAACCGGUUCAAAAUGCUAACAAUUAUUAUACUCAAAACUAUUCAUAUGGUCAUCAUUAUUCUCAACCAACAGCAACAACAGUUUCGCAGCAACCAGCUCACAAUUACUAUCAAUAUCAACAAGCACAGCAACCUACUACAACAUAUACUCAAUCUGUUACAAAAUCUACUACAAGUACAACUGCGUAAUAUACAUAUCAAAAAGAAAAAUAUAUUAAUGAAAAAAAUAUAUAUAUGUACAUCUUCUCACAUCCUACCUUUUUUUUUUAUUAUUAUUAUUAUUAUGAUUAGUAAAAAUGUAGGAGCAACUCAACCAGCUUACACAUCUUCUGAUGUGACAACAUUGACCGGAUCAAUGUCAACAACAGACCUUGAUGGCGUGACACCAGGCAAGUAAAGUAAAAAUGACGAUAUUGAAAAAUGGAACAACAAAACCAUCACAAGUUGCUGUUCCAUCUUCUGCAAAUAGUACCCCAACAACAACAAUAACAACAACUGCAAAAGCAAAACCAACAACAACAACGACAACAACAACAACGAAACCGAGCCAAUCUGAACCUUUGUCAAUGGAAUCUUGGCCUCCUUCUUUAAAGGCCUAUGUUGAAGAUGUCUUCCGGUAUAGUUCACCUGAAUU